AAAACGAAAAUAUCUCAUGUUAACAUUUCUUUCUUGGGGUGUGCAUACCUGACUUGUACGAUUCCAUUGAAGGCAUACUGUACUACAUGGACAUAAGAAAUCUGGCAAAGUAAGGAAGGAGUGAAGGGGCACAUCAAAAUGAGCUACAUUCAAGAACAGCAGGAUGCACUGCUCACAAGCAAGGUUGAAAGUGGGGAAGUUCGCUCAGACCCUGACAGUGACGAUAGCAUGGGUCGAGACAACAACAUUGUAAGCGGUCAAGCUGGAAGAUCAUCCCCAACAUUCAGUUUGGUCUCAAUGAAGAGUGAUCAGUCAAUGAAUAUGCCUCUUUCAUUCACAACGGAAUCCGAUCCAAGUUCAAGUCAAUAUGGGACUGGACCUGGUGGUCUGCCAUGUGCUGACUGUCAAAAAGAGGCUAAACCAACUUGUUUGACCUACUGUGGGAUCCAUGCCAAGAAGCAUAAAACAUGUUCAGAACUGCAGAGCUACAAAACCUCAACUAAGAAGAAACAUCAACAGACCCUCGUUGAAAGAUUGACGAAGGAAUGUUGUCAGAUUAAAUCAGGAUCACCAGAUCUAUACCAACUUAAAACAAAGAAGGAAUAUGUGAGUGGGGAUGAAACGGUCAGAAGAUGGACCUUUGGACAGAGAGACGACAGUAAAAAGAACAGAACCAUCAUGCUAGUGGGGCAAACGGGAACAGGCAAAACCACCCUCAUCAACAGCAUGAUUAAUUACAUUGUGGGGGUGAAGAAGGAAGACAAUAUCUGGUUUCAGAUCUCAGAAGAGACAGAAUAUGACCAAACUAAGUCUAAAACAACAUGUCUCACGGUUUAUGAGGUCUUCAUUAAGGAAAGGCCAAUAUCCUUCUCAAUCUUAGACAUGCCUGGAUUUGGAGACACAGAAGAAGGGUUGGUGAGUGAUGAGAUGAUUGCUAAGAGGCUGUACACUUUAUUCUCAUCUCAUGAGGGAAUUUACUCUAUCGAUGCAAUUGGCAUAGUAGUGAAAGAUUCUCUGGCCUGCCUUGAUGACAAACAACUGUAUAUGUUUGAUGCAAUUCAGUCCUUAUUUGGAAAAAAUGUUGGGGGAAAUAUGGUGGUGUUUAUAACACAUGCAGAAGAAAUAUUUCAUUACAAUGUUUUUGCAGCCAUUGACAAAUGCAACAUUUCUGUGGCUAAAAAUGACAGGAAUCAGCCCAUUCAUUUUCUUUUUGACAACUUUCAGUCUGAUAGAAGUCAGGUGAAGAAUGACAGUGUAUACGAUGCAAAAUGGGACCUGGGCCAGAGAAGCACCGACGAAUUCAUGAGCUGGUUGAAUAGUACGACGACACAAAAUUUGAGGAUCACUGAAAAGGUUUUGAGAGAUCGUCUGACCCUUGACAAUUUAGUCAAGAGCAUAAACAAAAGCAACGCUCAGAUUGAAUCCAAAAGGCAGGAGCUGAAGAAAAUUGAAAAUGUCAUGAAAACAAUGGAGGCCGAGAAAGACAUUACAAUAAAGGUUGAGAAGAAAUUCAAACGAAAGAUCGAAAUCUUUCAAACUUCCAUUUUUGGAAAUGAGGCAAUGUGUUGUCAGAAAUGUGAAGAGAACUGCCACCUAGGAUGCUGGUGGAUUACUGAUCUGAAGAGCUGUAAAGCCAUGAGUGGUGGUAAAUGCACCGUGUGCACAGGUAGAUGUUCCUCUGACAAGCAUGUCAAAAGCAAAGAAAUGUAUAUAUCAGAGACAAAAACAGUCACAGAAAUCGAGGGUGGAAAGAAGGCGAGAUACGAAAUAGAAUAUAGCAAGGUUGAGAGUAAGAAAACAGAAGUGGAGGCUGAACUCCACAAUGAAGAGAAAAUGAAGUCAAAAUUACUGGAUGAAACUUAUGAUCAUAUCUCAAAGCUAGAGGACUUUGCAUUGAAACAAUUGUCUGUAUUCACCCUGGUACAUCUGGACUUCCUGAUUGAGCAAAUGAAGAAGAUGGAAACAGACAAUACCGAGAAGGUGAAGAUAUUGGAGGAUAAGAUGAAAUCACAGGUGGAUGUAAGUUCACGGAAAGCACUGAGAUACUAUAGAUGUAACAAAUCUCAAUCAUGAGUCACCAGACUAUUCACUUCAUGAACAAGUCUGGAUUUUUCCGUGCAUUCCCUCCAUAUUGUAUCAGAGGUAUGUUAGCAGGCACGUGCAGAGAAGGGGGGCUACUGUACAGGGGCUCUAGCACCUGCCCUUUUUCCCCUUUGAUGUCCAAGUGCCCUUUUGACAGAACCUGUUUUUUACUUUUUAAAAUGUGUACUUCCGCUAGUUCCAACGUGAAUAUUCACUAAAAUGUCUCAUUAAUAGUUUCUGAAAUGAGAAAUAUACAAAAAUAAAAAAAAUUCUGUGUUAACCCUAUGAGCCCGACCGACACAAAGUGUGUCAAAAAACACACCCAUUCUUCUCUGUUACAUUGCUCUGCGAUUAUUAGUCACAGCAAGAUUAAACCUAUAUUGCACGAAAGCGCAGGCUUUCCAAUGAGCCUAGACACUAGUCUGUACGAAGUAUGAAAAUUAAAGAAUUCAUGAAGCUAAAUCAAAGUAUAUCGUUUACAGUCUAUAUUGCGCUGCGUUCACCCGGGCAUCCUAUAGCCUACUCUCGCUUGAAUUACUGGCGAACCUGGCAUCGCACAGACAUGACACGCACAUCAAAUGAGAGAGGAGGAACAGGGCUUUCCAUUGAUACCAAAUGCAUUGAUCUUUCUGUGUUAUAAAAGCAGACGAAGUGACAAACAAAUAAUAAUGUCUUAUAGCUUAGGCUACCAUUACUCUCGUUUGAUUUAGCCUACUCGUGAAUCCGUGGUCAGAAAAAUAUGGCACGCAUGUCAGAUGAAAGAGGAGACACAGAGCUAUCCACAGAUACCACAUACAACAUUCUAGGUAAUAAAACAGAUGAAGUGACAGCAAAAUAAUACCUUAAUUUAGCACCACCUACCCCGUGUUUUUGUGGGGGGGGGGGGUUAUGCCAUAGCCUAUGGUCAUAAUCCAAGUUAUCAUGUGUUUCUCUAUGGCAAGGCACAUUCAUAAUUCGGUUUUGAGAUCCUAGCAAACUCCUGUAUGGUAUCCAAUUCAAGACUCAUAUUGCAUCCAAAUUUGUUUGACAAAUAAACACUUUUUGCCUUUACUUUGUUCAUUGCAAUGUAGCAAAAAGUUAUUAUAGAGAAUCAUCAUGUGUGCACGUCAUGUGUGCUACAACGCAAACAAGUCAGGUCAGAUCAGCUCGUGUCACAAAUAUGGAGCACAGAAAGUGUCAAAACACAAUUUUUCAUCACUAAAUGAAAAAUGCCAUUUAUUUCUGUAAGACACACACCACCUAUUUCUGUAAAUUGCUCAGCUCCAAAGUCCGACUACAUGCAUUCUUAAAUUGCCAUUUUCAUGGCAGUCAGGCCUACACAAACAUGAAAGUCACGUCCAGCUGUCAGCUUGCUGUGAUGAGAUAAAGUCAAAAUGUAAGAAAUUGUAUAGUAUGCUUUUUGAAUUUUUAUUAUCUAUAAAUCAAAUCAACGCAAGUAUUAAUAGGCCUACAUGAUCGUGGCAGCUGAUUAAAGCUUUAUAGGCUAGGGAAUGUAAAACUUAACUUCCAGUUCUUGCACCAUUCAAAUUGUGUGUAUCUUUUCUAGCUUUUGUAUGCAUUAUGUUCUAUAAAACAUUAUAUUAUAUUCUGCAGUGCAAAGAUGCCCACUAAAGACAGGAAAAGAACGCAGUUUUCUGAAAAUUUUGUUCCAUGUGCCCUUUUUAAAAUUUGAGCCCCUGCCCCUUCAAAGGUCUCUGCACGCCCCUGAUAUUUAGAUCAAUUAUUAUAGCACUUCACAAUUAUAAGGGAACCCUGAGAGCAAAUCUGAGCUGCUAUUAAUUUACUGUCACAAGUCUGGGCAUGCAUUUCAUUACUCUUUAAAGGAACACUCCACUGUGUUUCAAAAAGUAGCGCCGAGCACCAGAGCCAUUGAGUGCACUCUUUGAAACGUGAGAGGUAUGCAUCAACUCGUCUUAAUAAAGGGAAUAACGUAGUUUAAUAUGAAAAAAAUAGUGGAGUGUUUCUUUAAGGUGCUACAGUAUGUGUAGUUCUGUUGGAUUUUAGUUGCCUGAACAUGUUGGUUGGCUUGAAAUGUGCACUUUUUGGUUGUUGCUGUUUUUUUCCUGAACUUUUGAUUGUAAGUUUUCUGCACUGACAUUGUACUAUACAUCCCCAUCAAUUAUCUGUACUUUUACUUUUUUCUUGUUUGUGUUUCUUUUUUACAUUUAGUGUUUUACCUUUAGUUGUUUUUACUCUUAAGAUAAACCUUUUUGUGUGCUUUAUCAAUAAAACUGUCUUGAGAAGAA
Sardina pilchardus (European sardine) is the source of this 4328-nucleotide messenger RNA. RefSeq lists its product as uncharacterized. Bases 139 to 2073 code for a protein of 644 amino acids. The record is from RefSeq and is a predicted model, not a curated record. Lineage: Eukaryota; Metazoa; Chordata; Actinopteri; Clupeiformes; Clupeidae. The transcript is spliced from 4 exons. Gene Ontology annotation, molecular function: GTP binding.